CUGCGCGAGCCGCGAUCCGCCUGGCCUGAGGCGGCGGCGGCCGCGGCUGCUGCUGCCGCUCCUAGUGCCGCUCCUGGUGCCGCUCCGGUACAGAUCAGUUAUUUCAAGAUGCUUUUCAUGCUGUGAACUUGAUGUGGGAAAAGAAUGUCUAUGGAAUGAAAUCAGCUGGAUUGAAAGCGAAUCAAAAUGGCUGCUGUCAUCUCAGAUAGUCCUCCGAACCCAAGCUGCAAAAUCAUGACUUUUAGACCUUCAAUGGAUGAAUUCAGGGAAUUCAACAAAUACUUAGCGUACAUGGAAUCACAGGGUGCUCAUAGGGCUGGAAUUGCAAAGGUUAUCCCACCGAAGGAGUGGAAGCCAAGAAAACAUUAUAAUGAUAUUGAAGAUUUGGUGAUUCCUGCUCCAAUUCAACAGAUAGUCACUGGGCAGUCGGGGCUUUUCACACAGUACAACAUUCAGAAAAAGCCCAUGACAGUGAAGGAGUUCAAGCAGCUGGCCAACAGUAACAAAUACCGCACCCCAAGAUACACAGAUUACGAAGAUCUGGAGCGUAAAUAUUGGAGGAACUUGACUUUUGUGGCACCAAUUUAUGGAGCAGAUAUCAAUGGGAGCAUUUAUGAUGAAGGUGUUAAGGAAUGGAAUAUUGCCCGUCUUAACACAAUAUUGGACGUUGUAGGAGAAGAGUGUGGAAUUUCUAUUGAGGGUGUAAAUACACCAUAUCUGUAUUUUGGGAUGUGGAAAACGACAUUUGCAUGGCACACUGAAGACAUGGAUCUCUACAGUAUUAAUUAUCUCCAUUUCGGGGAGCCAAAGUCAUGGUAUGCUAUUCCUCCAGAGCAUGGGAAACGGCUUGAAAGACUGGCUCAAGGGUUCUUCCCAAGCAGCUCUCAAGGAUGUGAUGCUUUUCUUCGCCACAAGAUAACUCUGAUUUCUCCAUCAAUAUUGAAAAAUUAUGGAAUUCCUUUUGACAAGAUUACACAAGAGGCAGGAGAAUUUAUGAUCACUUUCCCAUAUGGAUAUCAUGCGGGAUUUAACCAUGGAUAUAACUGUGCGGAGUCAACAAACUUUGCCACCAUUCGAUGGAUUGAUUAUGGAAAAGCAGCAAAAUUGUGCACUUGUAGGAAAGACAUGGUGUCAAUAUCCAUGGAUAUCUUUGUGAGGAAGUUUCAACCACACAGGUACCAGCUGUGGAGACAAGGCAAGGAUAUAUAUACCAUUGAUCAUACAAAACCAACUCCUGAAUCAACACCUGAAAUAAAGGCCUGGUUACAGAGAAGAAAGAAAAUACAGAACUUUCCGAAGAGCUUCCAGCACCCCAGAUCUCGAUCUAGAAAGCUUAAAACUCCAAAGGACAAGAGAGUAUCUGCUGUGAUGACUGCUGGCUUCAAGGUCAGUGAAGAACCUGAAAAAAAAGGGAGAGUGAUAAACACAGGAGUGCCUUCUGGGGAAGAAGAAAACAGUUGCAGAAUGCAGCUGAAUCAACGUUUGUUGGAUCAUGUUAAGGUUGCAGAGGGACAAACUUCUGAAGCAGAAAAUCCAGAUAAAGAGGAAAGUGUCUCGACAGAGGAUGAUAUCAGCAACCUAGAAAGCUGUGGGAGUAGUUUGGAACACGGAGAAGUGCCCGUUGUAAAAAACAAUGAAGAAGAUGGCAUGGAAACAUUUAGUUCAGAGGAAGCUGCAAGAAAGAAAAUAUCUAAGAGUUGGCGUCAUCCACUAAAUAAACCCCCAGCUAGAUCUCCCAUGACUUUGGUUAAACAGCAAGCAACUAGUGAUGAAGAACUACCUGAGAUUACCUUAAUUGAAGAGAAAUUUCAAGAGACAGAGGCAUGGGCCAGGCCUCUGGUCUACCUGUGGCAGACAAGAGUACCCAAUUUCAAUGCUGAAAAAGAAUACAAUGCAGCUUGUUCAAAAAAGGAACCUCAUUGUGCCAUUUGUACUCUUCUCAUGCCGUACUAUAAGCCAGACAAUCAUGAUGAAGAGGGUCCUACUUUCAGGGAAGCAAACUCAGCAGAAACACUGAUGGCAGAAAAUGAAAAGACUAAACCUCUUAUUCCAGAGAUGUGUUUUAUUUAUAGUGAAGAAAACACUGAAAACUAUCCAUCAAAUGCCUUUAUUGAAGAAGAUGGAACAAGUCUUCUGAUUUCCUGUGCAAAAUGUUGCAUACGGGUUCAUGCAAGUUGCUAUGGUGUUCCUUCUCAAGAAAUUCAUAAUGAAUGGUUGUGUUCUCGAUGCAGAAAAAAAGCCUGGACAGCAGAAUGUUGUCUCUGCAAUUUGAGAGGUGGUGCAUUAAAGCAAACUACUGACAAAAAGUGGGCACAUGUAAUAUGUGCAAUUGCCAUCCCAGAAGUCAGAUUUGGUAAUGUCACAGAGCGUACUCCGAUAGACACUAGCAGAAUACCUUUGCAAAGGUUAAAAUUGAAAUGUAUCUUCUGCAGACAGAGAGUUAAGAAAAUCUCUGGUGCCUGCAUUCAGUGUUCAUAUGGACGCUGCCCAGCAUCCUUCCAUGUUACCUGUGCCCAUGCUGCAGGAGUGCUGAUGCGACCCGAUGACUGGCCAUUUGUUGUCUACAUGACGUGUUUCAGGCACAAAAGCAACCACAAUGUGAGAGGUAAAGCAUCUGAGAAGACCAUUACAGUUGGGCAGACAGUCAUCGCAAAACAUAGAAAUACGCGAUACUAUAGUUGCAGAGUCAUAGGAGUGACAUCUCAGCUUUUCUAUGAAAUCAUGUUUGAUGAUGGCUCUUUCAGUCUGGAUACUUUUCCUGAAGACAUUAUAAGCAGAGAUUGCCUAAGGCUGGGUCCACCUGCAGAGGGAGAGGUUGUCCAAGUGAAAUGGCCUGAUGGAAAACUGUACGGUGCGAAGUAUCUGGGAACAAACGUAGUUUAUAUGUAUCAGGUUGAGUUUGAAGAUGGUUCUCAAAUAGUAAUGAAGAGAGAAGAAAUAUAUACACUAGAUGAAGAGCUUCCUAAGAGAGUAAAAGCGCGUUUUUCUACAGCCUCUGUCAUGAGAUUUGAAGACACAUUUAAUGGAUCAGAUAUUAUCUUGGGAGAGAAGAAGAGGCAGAGAGUAUUGAGUUCUCGCUUUAAGAAUGAAUAUGUGGAUGAUCCGGGAUACCGCACAUUCUUGAAAAGCUCAUUCCAGAAGAAAUGCCAGAAGGGGCUAUAAAGGCAGCAGAUGAAGAGAGAGGAGGUUGAUUAAAAAGCAUGCAGCAUUAUUUGGAAUUGUUUUUUGUUUAAUUGAACACUCUGUUUUACAACGAACCAGUCUAUACCCCAUCCUCAUAAACUGAAGUAUUUGGGUUCUGAUUUCUUUGGUUAAUGUAUUAAAGAUUUUGUAAUGUUUUGCGUUAUAGAACUAGAGGGGAAACCCAAGAGAGAUUAUGAAGGGAUGUACUAAAGAAACGUUUCAGUCCUGCUGUCCUAGGUUUUUUGCGGGGGGAUAAUGCCUAGAGCAGUGUGGGCGUGGCUAAAUUGCUGUUCUAUACCACUCACUUCAUCUCUGGGAGGCGUGGCUUCAGAGGGAAGAACAAAAGGCACACACACAGGAAGCAUGCUGUUUUCAUUACAUUUCUUUCCUGGGGAAGCUGCUGGGCCAGCACUGUGGACUCUGAAAAGCAGUGAACAUAGCCACGAUGUGGCUGUGCUUGCAGCCAAGAUGCAAUUCCGGAGUGGUGGCACCACGCAGAAUUGAACCUGCAGAGCACUCUGGAAGCGGCCAGUGGGGUGCAGCACAGACGAUCUGGCUUUUGUCAUAGUGUUUUUGUUUUCUUGGGCUCAGGGAUGGGGAAUGCUGGCUGUGGAGAGUAUCCACCACCUUGUCUUUCUCCCAGGGGGCCAUGUGGUGCUACCUGUGGAGAGCAUGCACCACCUUGCCUUUGUCUUGGUGGCCUCAUGGAACUAAUUCAAGGUAGUGAACACCUCUUGUGUGUAAAGCACCUUUUCUAUACUUUUGUCAUUAAUAUUUUUGCUGUUACUGUGUGUUUCUUAUUCUACUGCUGUUUGUUUUCAGUAAAUUGUUACCUCAACCUGUGGUCUCUGCCUUUGUCCCUCUCUCACCAGAGGGGGGCGGGGGCAAGAGGAGCAGCUUAUUUGAAGUUUAAUUACCAGCUUGCUUUUUAAACCACCACACCUGCUCACAUUGAAAUAAAUCAUAAAAUUCCCUUUGAAGAUUCACAUUCUGAAAAGGAGACAUUUUAGUAAACAGAGAUAAUGUCAGUGGCUCAUUUUUUUCUGCACCUAAGUUCAAUAAUAACAGUUUUUAUAAAACAUUUUUAAAACAAAUACAGAUAUAUACAGUACUGAGGCAAACAAAGGCUGUGCUUACUUUGUACAGUGCUUUUACAUAUUUAUAUCACUACUGUUUUCAGUAGGGUUUGAUGGGGACUCAACUAUUGACUUAAAUAUUUUUGGCUUUUAAGAAAGAUAUCUGUAGCACAGCAAGGAUGUUUUGUAUAUUUUAAGAGAGAUUUUGGCAGUUUUUUCUAAACAUGUUUUUCAUAGGGUCUAUAAAAAAUAUCUAGUUGUUAAAUACAAAUUUCUUUCACUAUGUGUAUGAAAAAUUAGAGUUCAAAUAUAACAACCUAGUUUUGAAUGAAUAUAUUAUGGUCUGUCUUUUAAAAUAAAGUUCUAGCAA
This is a messenger RNA of Myiozetetes cayanensis, 4629 nucleotides long. RefSeq names its product lysine demethylase 4C (gene KDM4C). Gene Ontology annotation, biological process: chromatin remodeling. Lineage: Eukaryota; Metazoa; Chordata; Aves; Passeriformes; Tyrannidae. The transcript has 23 exons. Gene Ontology annotation, cellular component: nucleus. Gene Ontology annotation, molecular function: histone H3K9 demethylase activity; histone H3K36 demethylase activity. Bases 187 to 3162 code for a protein of 991 amino acids. The record is from RefSeq and is a predicted model, not a curated record.